Messenger RNA from Sphaeramia orbicularis (orbiculate cardinalfish), 1338 nucleotides. It is a transcript of the gene trappc3, whose product is annotated as trafficking protein particle complex subunit 3. Gene Ontology annotation, cellular component: TRAPP complex. Gene Ontology annotation, biological process: Golgi vesicle transport. The transcript has 5 exons. Bases 123 to 689 code for a protein of 188 amino acids. The record is from RefSeq and is a predicted model, not a curated record. NCBI's taxonomy places the organism in Eukaryota, Metazoa, Chordata, Actinopteri, Kurtiformes, Apogonidae.
UUGACAUCGGUUGAAGUGACUGAGUAUACUGGCCAUUACGGAAACAACUGCUUAGUCUGAAUCAAAUAAAUAAAGGAUUAAUAUCGAGUCACCACCUGUGUAAGCCUGUAACACUGUCCACAAUGUCCAGGCAGUCCAACCGAACAACAGACAGCAAGAAGAUGGUAGGCGACUCCAGCAGGAUUAACAACUCUGAGCUGUUCACACUCACCUAUGGGGCCCUAGUCACUCAGCUUUGUAAAGACUAUGAGAAUGAUGAGGAAGUCAAUAAACAACUGGACAAGAUGGGUUAUAACAUUGGAGUGCGUCUGAUCGAGGACUUUCUGGCACGCUCCAGCAUCGGCAGGUGUCAGGAUUUCCGAGAAACAGCCGAUGUCAUUGCUAAGGUUGCAUUUAAGAUGUACCUAGGAAUCACACCGAGCGUGACCAACUGGAGCCCAGCUGGAGAUGAAUUCUCCCUCAUCCUGGAAAGCAACCCGCUGGUAGACUUUGUGGAGCUGCCAGAUAACCACAGCACCCUGAUCUACUCCAACCUUCUGUGUGGGAUCCUCAGGGGAGCUCUGGAGAUGGUCCAGAUGGCGGUGGAUGUCAGAUUUGUCCAGGACACACUGAGAGGUGACAAUGUGACAGAAAUUCGUAUGAAGUUUAUCAAGAGGAUCGAGGAGAAUCUCCCAGCAGGAGACGAAUGAGGUUUCAUCAGACGUCUCUUCUGUUACUUUUGUGGAGAACAUUUGCAAAGGAGGACCAUCACUCACAGACUGAAAAAAAAAAACAAAUCCAGCUGACUUGUACGUCUCGGUAGCCCAAAGUAUGUGUCUGUUCCUGGCACCCUUUAAUUUUAUUUUCAGUGGAAGGGCUUGGUAUUAACAGCAGAUUCCUGAUCCAUCACAUGAAAGAAAUAAGAGCAAAAAUGUAUGAUAUGGUGGAUUUUGCUAUUAUUUUUGUGCCUGUAUGUGCAAAGAAUGGAUUUAAGAAACUGAGAUUCAUCCUAGAGUAAAAGAAAAAUGUGAGAUAGACUUGAGAAGUGCACCCCAUCCCCUGGACACGGCUCCAAGGCUGUUGUUUUUUUUAAUGUCUGUAUCUAAAUGUCAGCAGACAAAAGGAUGAAGUAAAGACCUUGAACCUUUUUUUUUUGUCUGCACUUUAACAAAAAACUGUUUUCCUAUAUCUUGAAAAAAUAAUGCAUUUUUCGUGCAUGGCUACACAACCGUACACUGAAAUGCUUUUUUUUUUUAUGUUAUGUUUUUUUAAUAAUAAAAUCAGAUUGUAUAUUACUGCCAGUUGUUUGGCAUGUUAAUUUAUCUCCAUGUUUUUGUCAAAUAAAAGUGACAAAUUUGA